Molecule: messenger RNA, 8285 nt
Organism: Toxorhynchites rutilus septentrionalis
Lineage: Eukaryota; Metazoa; Arthropoda; Insecta; Diptera; Culicidae
Exons: 6
Coding region: 148-8127 (2659 amino acids)
Biological process (GO): regulation of transcription by RNA polymerase II
Cellular component (GO): nucleus
Molecular function (GO): DNA-binding transcription factor activity, RNA polymerase II-specific; zinc ion binding; RNA polymerase II transcription regulatory region sequence-specific DNA binding
Source: RefSeq, a predicted model, not a curated record
AUUUCUACUCACUGGUUGACAGUAGAUAUUUGUUUUUAUUUUGAAUGGAUUUGAAGAAUGUUGACAUGCUGACUACAGCGUAAAGUUUCUUAUUUCAUAUGCAAAGCGAUCAUCUGUGAUCUACAACAUAAUACAAACAGAAUAAAAAUGCUACCACUGUGUCGAUUGUGCUUGCAUGUAUCGACAGACGCUCACGAAUUGUUUGAAGCACGUAUUGGCGAAAGGCUGUUGAUUGAAUUGAUAUUGACUACUUUCGGUAUCCAGCUCGAUGAAUGUGACAGUCUACCGAAUAAUGUUUGCGGUCACUGUUUGAAAAGUGUGGAACAUCUUAACAGUUUCCAUGAAGCGAUAAUCAAUAGUCAGGCACAAUUAAAUCUUUGGAAGGAAAGUGGCACAUUAGAUGUCAUCUUACUCGGUGGACAUUCUAUGGAGGCAUCUCCAGAUUGCAGUGAUUAUGUUUUGGCGCAGGAUAUGGAAAUCACCAGUGAAUGCACAGCAAGAGAAACAGAGCGACAACAAGCAUCAAGCGAGUUUAAUGAUGAGAAUGAAGCAGCAGAACAUGCGUCGGUUGAAAAAUCAGCGAUCAACGAAGACACGCAAUCUGUUGGUGGCAUGCAGGACGAAGGGAGUGACGCCAAAGACAAUGAACAUCAAUCUCAAUCAGCAGAUCAGGAUCGCACUAAUGAUACCGAGGUCCAUGAGCAAAAAGCAAAAUCAUACGUUUCUUCAUCUAUCCCAAACAAAUGUUACAUCUGCAAUGUUGUAUCCGAGAGCAGGAGUCUUUUCGAAGUUCAUCUGAUGAGCCACAUUGGCAUGUUGCCAUAUCAGUGUUCGCCAUGCAGUACAGCUUCCCACCCGAUAGUAUUGAGAACCGUUAAGUUGCUCAAUAGGCAUAUUGAAUCCCACGAGUUUCACAUCAAGUGUUCCCAUUGUCCUCAUCGGUUUCGAAACAAAGAAACGUAUAAUUAUCACAUGAGAUAUAAGCAUGCCAAGAUUAAGAGAGGCGGAAAGUGUAAACUUUGCGGGAAAGAAUUUCCAGAUUUACGUAAAUACAGGUAUCACAUGCGAGCCCAUAGAGACCUAACAGCAGAACGAUUCAAAUGUACGAAGUGUCAAAUUGCAUUUCCGAGGCUCCAAAAUUUGCAAAAACACGAAAUGACCCACACACAAGCAGCGUAUGUGUGUCCUUUCUGCAGGCAGAGUUUUAGUAGUGAAUCCAGUUUCGAUAAACACAAAAUGACUCACAUGCGACGGCUAAGUAAUGGGGAAUAUGCCUAUUAUUGUUCGAAAUGUAAAAUUUACUUCCCCAAAGAGGAGGAUUUGCUCAAACAUGGGCCACAUGAACUCGAUCCGAAAUAUGUCGAUAAAACGAAUUAUCUGUCCAAAACGUUGGAACGCUCCAGCAUUUAUCCCCGGAGUUGUGAAGAGAAUGAGUGUGCGUUCAUUGCUGAUACAAUAAAUGAAAUGGAGUCUCACCACAAGUACCAACAUAGCCAUAGAAGCAACGAGCGAAAAGCUUUACGGAACUGUACUAUUUGUCAAGCAACUUUUGUCUACACAUCAGAGCUCUAUGCACACAUAGAUCAGGAGCACUCCACCUUUAAACCACCUACGAUUCCCGACGAAGAUUCGAUAACGUUAGCGAUAUCGGGGUUAUCAACAGAUAUGAGUGGCCUCGUUAGCUAUGGUACAUCGAAUGAAUCAGAUGAAGGGCAGAAAGCCAAACCCAUACGUAUACUCAAGAAGUUCGUUUUGCCGAAAAGCCUUCAAAAUGCCAAAAGCUAUCCGCUAAGUUGCCUUGAAAAGGAUUGCAACUUUGUAGCAAAAUCAUACAAGAGAAUGAUUCCCCACUAUCAACGCCACUUCAAGAUGCACAAGUGUCAACAGUGUGAACAAAGGUUCCCAACCGCGUCUUACCUUAAGCUUCACAUAAAAUUGAAGCAUAUGGACCCGGGAAAGAAUACUUGUAAUACUUGUGGAAAAAAUUUCCCAGACAAAUAUAGUUUGAAAGAGCACAUGCCCGUACAUCAGAUUGUUCGACAAAGGUACAAAUGCGAAUUCUGUGACAAAACAUUCAAGAGUUCACCCUCUCGGUGGUGGCACACAAAAACAUACCAUAAACGUGAACAGAAUUCAAAGGUCGAAGCUCUCUCGGCAGUCGAUUCGACCAUGAAAAAUGAUGUGAACAGUGAAAUCGCCACCGAAGCACUUGAUAUUGAGGAAGGAUUGCUUGUCGAACCAUCAGAGAGUGCGUGGAAAGCUCUUCAUGCAGAUGAAGAUGGGGACAAAACAGCGGGAGCUGAAGAAAAAAUGUUAGCCUCGAGAGAUACUCCGAGUUAUGAACUGGAUCACUUGGAUCAAGAGAAACCCGAAAGCAACGCUUCGUUUGACACGAUAAUAGAUGAGAAGCAAGCGAAUUUGAGACAGCCGAAUGAUAAUCCAAAAUCGUCUGAGCCACAAGAAAAGAGUAAUGAAGAAUCCGAUAGUAAAGCAAAUCCAUCGGCAGACAGUUAUGAAGAAAGCGGUAUUGUGAGCUUCGAGGCAAAAAAUGAGCUAGAUAGGCUAUUUGAAGGCAAACCUGUCUGUGUUGCCAGGAAUUUUAUGCUUCCAAAAACUUUGAAAAAUAAAAGAAGCUAUCCGCGAAGCUGUCUGGAACCGGGCUGUGAAUACGUGGCAAAAACACGAAGAAGUAUGGCUGGUCACUAUCGACGCCACUACAAGCCAUACAAGUGCCAGCAAUGUGAGCGAAGGUUCCCAACGGCCACUAUGCUUAAGACGCAUAUAGCAUCGGGACACAUGAACUCAAAAAAGAACAUAUGCAAUAUUUGUGGAAAGCAUUUCUCAGAGAAAAGUCUUUUAUCGCAGCACAUGUUCACACAUCAAACAGUAAAAUUGCCUCGUUGUCAAUUUUGUGGCAAAUCUUUUAACUAUUUAUCCGCCUGGAGGAGACACAUAAAUCUGUUCCAUAACAAGAGACAGCAAAAUAUGGAGCGAUCCGAAAACGAUCCAAAAGAAAAUAAUUCAUGUUAUGAGGUUACCGCAGAAUCCGUCACAGAGAAAUCUCUAGAUUCAGUGGAUAUAAAGAUAGAGACACUCGAUGAGGAAUUGAUGACCGAUGAACAUCCGGAGAACACAACAGAGGCUGCUCUGUCGGACGUUCGUGAAAACAACGUCGACAAUCAUGAAACCAGUCUUUCCGUUGCGGAUGAAUCAGUUUUUUCUGAGAACACAAUCGAAAAUGGCGAAGCAAAUCUGCCCGUGGCGCUAAAUACUUCGGAGCCCGAAUCAGCCGCUCGAGGGAUAACAGUUGGGAGCAAUGAAAUCAGCGUUUCAGCGAUACAUGCAAUUGAAGCGCUGUGCAUCGUCUUGGAGUAUAAUUUUCCAGCGCACUUACGCGAAAGCCAAACGUAUCCACGACCAUGUGAGGAAUCUGACUGUGACUAUGUAGCCAAGAAUGCCAAACUGAUGCGAAUGCAUCAUCAGAAACAUUAUAAAGCCUUUCAGUGUCGCAAGUGCGACAGAUUGCAAUCGACGAUAGGCUCGCUCAGGAAUCACAUAGAAAGGGUGCAUUUGAAAACGCGAAAAUUCGAUCACUGCCAAUUUUGUGGCCAAUCAUUCAACUCCGUGUCCGGUUGGAGACAACACGUGAAGAAGUUUCAUGAGCAAGAGUUGGAGAAUUUGAAAAUUGCUGUACUGUUGGAAGACACCAAAGAACAUUUGGUCCAUAGCGGUGAUGACUCCGUGGACACAAUAUUGGAGGCCCUCGAUACUCAGGACACCCUGGAUAAAAUUGAAACGAUGUCCGUCUUCCUUGAAUACAAUUUCCCAAUGAGCCUACAACAAAUCGAAACGUAUCCACGAUCAUGUGAAGAGCCUGGCUGUACGCAUGCGGCCAAGAAUAUUAGACUAAUGAAGAUCCACUACCAGUAUCACUACAAACCGUUUCAAUGCCGUGAAUGCAGCAAACGGUUCUCGAUCAAAAAGCUACUUAGGGACCACAUCGAGGUACAUCAUUUGGACACACGGAUAUAUGAUUGUGCUAUUUGUCACAAAAUUUUCAAACGAAAACAUAAUCUACAAGGACAUUUAUUCAAGCACCAAGAUUUCGAAACGCGGAAAUGUGUGCUUUGCGAUGCCUCGUUCUCGGACGCGGAACUGUUGAAAAGCCACAUAAUUGAGGUACACGUGGGCUCCACUUACGAUACACCCGCAGUUACGGCUACAACAACGGAGAAAGACACUGUAAAAGUCGAGAUGAAUUGUAAAGUCAUAAUUUGUGAUCUACUGUAUCAUACAAACAGAAUCAAAAUGCUUCCACUGUGCCGGUUGUGCUUAGAAGUAUCGUCAGACGAUCACGGAUUGUUCAUAACACGUAUUGGCGAAACGCUGAUAAUUGAAUUGAUUUUGACCACUUUCGGUAUCCAGCUCGAUGAAUGUGACAGUCUACCGAAUAAUGUUUGUGAUCGCUGUAUAAAAAGUUUGGAACAUCUUAACAGUUUCCAUGAAGCGAUAAUCAAUAGCCAGACACAAUUGAAUCUUUGGAAGGAAAACGGCAUAUUGGAUGCCUCCUCUACGGAUGCACCUCGAAACCCCAGUGAUUAUAAUUUAACCCAGGAUGAGGAAGUCACCAAUGAUUGCACAGCAAAAGAUAUAGAACAACCUCGAGGAUCAAGUGAGCUGAAUGAUGAGAAUGAAACAGCAGACCCUGCGCUGGUUGAAAAAUCAACGAUCAAUGAAGACACACAAUCUGUUGGUGGCGUGCAGGACAGUGCAUGCGAUACCAAUGACAAUGAACAACAAUCUCAAUCAGCGGAUCAGGAUCGCACUAUUGAUAUCGUUAUCCAGGAGCCUUGCGUAUUCGUUAUAGAUUCGUCUGAUGAAAAUUGUUCACGUGACGAAACCACCAAACAAAAAGUAAACGACACCAGACGAGAAGGAAAAACAGACAGUUAUUCAUCUAUCCCUAACAAAUGUUACAUCUGCAAUGUUGUUUCCGAGAGCAGGAGUCUCUUCGAUGUUCAUAUAAUACGCCACGAGGACCUCCUGCCAUAUCAAUGCUUGCCAUGCAGUACAGCUUCCCAUCCGAUAAUGUUACAAACAGUAAAGACGCUCAAUAAGCACAUUGAAACCCAUGGGUUUCCCAACAAGUGUCCACAUUGCCCUCUUCGGUUUCGAAACAAAGAUUCGUAUGAUUAUCACGUGAAAGUUAUGCAUGUCAUGAUGAGGCGAGACAAAAAGUGUAAACUCUGUGGGAAAGAGUUUUCAGAUACACGUAAAUAUAGGUCUCAUAUGCGAGUCCACAGAGACCUGAUAGCAGAGCGAUACAAAUGUACGAAGUGUCAAACUGCAUUUCCGACGCUCCAAAAUAUGCAAAAACACGAAAUGACCCACACACAACCGGCGUAUGUGUGUCCUUUCUGCAGGCGGAGUUUCAGCAGUGAAUCCAGUUUCGAUAAACACAAAAUGACCCACAUGCGACGGCAAAAUAAUGGGGAAUAUGCCUAUUAUUGUUCGAAAUGUAAAAUUCACUUCCCCAAAGAGGAGGAUCUGCUGAAACAUGGGCCACAUGAACCCGAUCCGAAAUAUAUCAAUAAAACGAAUUAUCUGCCCGAAACGCUGAAAUUUGCCAUCACUUAUCCUCGGGGUUGCGAAGAAAGUGGUUGUACAUUCGUCGCUGAUACCAAAACAGAUAUGUGGUAUCACUACAGAUACCAACAUAGAGACAGAAGGAAUAAGCAGAGGGCUGCACUGAAGUGCACUGCUUGUCAGGCAACCUUCGCCUAUUCGGCACUGCUCUAUGAACACAUGCAACAGGAGCACCCCACGAUUCCCAACGCAGAUUCGACGACGGCAAUGACGAUACCAGAGAUAUCCGCCGAUAUGAAUGGCCUCGUUAGUUAUGGUACUUCGAACGGCACAGACGAAGAACAGAAAAUCAAGCCCGUAAGUAUAACCAAAAAGUACGCCUUCCCGAAAAGCCUCCAAGAUGUCGACAGCUAUCCGCGAAGUUGUCUUGAAACGAACUGUGAGUUUGUAGCAAAAACAUACAAGAGAAUGAUUGCUCAUUAUCAGCGUCACUUCAAGAUGUACAAGUGUCACCAGUGUGAGCAAAGGUUCCCAAGCGGAACUGAACUGAGGUCUCAUAUAAGAGUGAAACAUAAGGGAACGAAAAAGAAUACAUGUAGUAUUUGUGGAAAGUUUUUCCUAAAGAAAAGAAGCUUGAAGGAACAUGCGUUAGUACAUACGCCUGCUGAGCAGUACAAAUGCCGGUUCUGUGACAAAGUAUGCACUUCCUCAUCCGGCCGCAGGUGGCACAUAAAGCAUAAGCAUAAACUAGAGAAUUUGGGGAAUGAAGCUCUCUCGGCAGUCGAUUCGAAUAUGAUUAAAAAUGAUGCAAACAGCGAAAACGCUGCUAAACCUAACACAAAUAAUGCAGAAGCCAGCAACGAUAUUUCAAGUGAACAAAUUCUUAACGACAACGCUUCACGGCACAUACAAUUAGAAGCACUUGGUUUUGAGGAAGUGUUGCUUGUCGAGCCAUCAGAGAGCGCGUGGGAUGCUCCUCUUCAAACCGACGGUGUUGACAAAGGAGUGGAAUCUAUCCCAGAAAUGCUAGACGCAAGAGAUACUCCGAAUGAAAUUGAUUGGGAGCUGGUGAAUAAACAAUUAGAUCAGGAGCACCCCAGUAGCAACGUUACGGCUGACACGAUAAUAGUUGAGCGGCAUGCGAGUUUGGUGCAGCCGAAUGAGGCAUUUACCUAUAAUCCAGAAUCGUCCGACCCCCUGGAACAGGUUAAUGAAGCAUCCGAUAAGAAUGCAGGAUCCGAUACAAAAAAUGCUUCCGACAAGAGUUCUGUGGAUAAGAAUGUAGAGGCCCUCGAUGAAAAAUCGAUGACCGCGGAACUUCCGGUGAUCAAGACGGAGACUCUUCUAUCGGACGUUCGUGAAAACACCGUUGACCAUCGUGAAACCAGUCUCCCCGCCGUGGAUGAAGCAGAUUUUUCCGAGAACGCAAUCGGAAAUGAUGAAGCAAAUCUCCCCGGUGUGGCAAAUACUUCGAACGAAUCAUCCGUUCAUGAGAAAACAGACGGAAGCAUUGAAAUUAGCAUUUUAGCGAUACAUGCGAUUGAAGCGCUGUGCAUCGUCUUAAAAUAUGAUUUCCCAGUGCAUUUACGCAGAAGAAAAACGUAUCCACGACCAUGUGAGGAAUCUGGCUGUGUUUAUAUAGCUAAGGAUGUCCGACUUAUGCGACUCCAUCAUAAGAAGCACUGUAAAGCGUUCCAGUGUCGUGAGUGCGAGAUAAAGGUCCGGACGAUAGGUUCACUUAGAGAUCACAUAGAAAAGGUGCACUUGAAAACACGAAAAUUUGAACACUGCCAAAUCUGCGACAAAUCAUUGAAUUCCGUAUCCGGUUGGAGAUGCCAUAUGAAGAAGAUCCACAAGCGAGAGUUGGAGGAUUUAAAAAUUGAUACACUGAUGAAAGGCACUUCAUUGACGCACAGUGCGAACCAUGAGAUUGACGAUAUUACCAAAGAACAGAUCCAUAGUGGCGAUGAUUCCGUGAACAUAAAAUUAGAGGCACUCGAUGAGGAAUUAAUUGGUGGGGAAUUGCCAGCGAAUGAGAUGGAUCCCACUCAAGAUACUCAGGAGAAAAUUAAAACGAUGCUUACCUCCCUAUAUAAACACGAAUUUCCGAAGAGCUCGUACCCACGAGCAUGUGAAGAACUUGGUUGUACGUAUGUGGGCAAGAAUGCUAGACUAAUGCGUAGCCAUUAUCAAUAUCACAUCAAUCCGUUCCAAUGCCUUGAAUGCAACAGUGAGUUCCCGGAAGAAAGUCUACUCAGGGACCACAUGGAGGUGCAUCAUUUCAGCACACGGAUAUACGAUUGUACUAUUUGCCACAAAACCUAUAGAAGAAAACAUCCCUUCAAAGUUCAUUUACUCAACCAUCAAAGCACUGGGACGCGGAAAUGCGUGUUUUGCGGUGGCUCGUUUAGAAGCGCAAAACGAAUGAAAACACACAUCAUUGAAGUACACGUGAACGAGGAAUCCACUUCCGAUACACCCACUGCUAAGGCGACUAUAGCGGCAGAAGAAAACACUCCGGAAAUCGAGAUGCAUGAUUGAGUGCGACGUAAUAACGAUAACGUAGAUCAAAUAUCGAAAUCUAGGAUAACACAUUGAAUUGUCUCAAAGAAUGAAGUAAAACAUAGUUUUACAAGUUGUCAUCAAUGAGCACACAGAAAUGUUAAUUUAAUCAAUAACAAUAAAUUAAUAAGAAACAA